Messenger RNA from Ficedula albicollis (Collared flycatcher), 2922 nucleotides. RefSeq names its product paired box 2 (gene PAX2). NCBI's taxonomy places the organism in Eukaryota, Metazoa, Chordata, Aves, Passeriformes, Muscicapidae. Gene Ontology annotation, biological process: regulation of transcription by RNA polymerase II; anatomical structure development. The transcript is spliced from 11 exons. Gene Ontology annotation, molecular function: DNA-binding transcription factor activity, RNA polymerase II-specific; RNA polymerase II cis-regulatory region sequence-specific DNA binding. The record is from RefSeq and is a predicted model, not a curated record. The coding region runs from base 505 to 1899 and encodes 464 amino acids.
CGCCGCCCGGCCGAGAGGAGGGGUCGCGCCCGCCCGCCGCUCGCCGCUUUCCCGGGGAUUGCUACUCUGCUUUGAACUUAAAUGAACUAGCCCCGGACCGCGGGAGGAGGAGGAGGGAGAGCCGCGUCCUCCUGCGCCUUCUGCCGCCUGGCCGCCGGCCGCACCUUGCUCCGGCACCCCCUCCCCGCCGCCGGGGAUGCUCUGAGCCCUCCCAGCCAUGACACCCACCUGCCCCCCGGCGCCGCCAGUCCCUCGCUCCCACGGACUCUGCUGACUCCCCCAAGGCCGGCGCAGCCCUCCCGCCCCCCGGAAAGUACUUCGCUGCCCGUUCCGCCGGGCCGGGGGCCCAGCGCAUCCCGCCGCUCUCCUCCUCUCCUCUCCUCGUGUGCUUUUUUGUUUUGCUUCCCUUUUUUUUUUAAAUUUUUUCUCCCCUAAGUCUUGAAGUUGAGUUUUAGAGGCGACACGGCGGCUUCAGCCGAUUUCUUCCCCUUCCUUUGCCUCCCCAUGGAUAUGCACUGCAAAGCAGACCCCUUCUCAGCAAUGCACCCAGGGCACGGGGGUGUGAACCAGCUCGGGGGGGUGUUUGUGAACGGCAGGCCCCUACCUGACGUGGUGAGACAAAGGAUAGUGGAGCUGGCUCACCAGGGGGUGCGACCCUGUGACAUUUCCAGGCAGCUGCGGGUCAGCCACGGUUGUGUCAGCAAGAUCUUGGGCAGGUAUUACGAGACGGGAAGCAUCAAGCCCGGCGUGAUCGGAGGCUCCAAACCCAAAGUGGCCACCCCCAAAGUAGUGGAUAAAAUCGCCGAGUACAAGAGACAAAACCCAACGAUGUUCGCCUGGGAAAUCCGGGACAGGCUAUUGGCCGAGGGCAUCUGCGACAACGACACGGUCCCCAGCGUCUCUUCCAUAAACAGGAUCAUCAGAACCAAAGUUCAGCAACCUUUUCACCCAACACCAGACGGGAGUGGGACAGGUGUGACUGCACCAGGACAUACUAUUGUGCCCAGCACAGCAUCCCCUCCUGUCUCCAGUGCCUCCAAUGAUCCAGUGGGCUCUUACUCCAUUAACGGGAUCCUGGGGAUUCCUCGGUCGAAUGGCGAGAAGAGGAAACGUGAUGAAGAUGUAUCCGAGGGCUCAGUUCCCAAUGGAGACUCCCAGAGCAGCGUGGACAGUUUGCGGAAGCACCUUCGUGGCGACACUUUCACCCAGCAGCAGCUGGAAGCUUUAGAUCGAGUUUUUGAGCGUCCUUCUUACCCUGACGUCUUUCAAACAUCAGAGCACAUCAAAUCUGAGCAGGGUAAUGAGUACUCCCUCCCAGCUCUGACCCCUGGUCUCGAUGAAGUCAAAUCAAGUCUAUCCACCUCUGCUAACCCAGACCUGGGGACAAAUGUGUCAGGACCCCAGACGUACCCUGUGGUGACCGAAAACCUCUCCUCUCCCCUCAGUAUAAAGCAAGAGCCUCAUGGAGCCUCUCUCACCCCUUUCACCCCCACCACGCCGGUCGGCUCUGGGCAGGCUGAUCUUCAGCCCUUCCACAUGGCCCUUUCAGACGAUGCGUCCACGCCUUGCUACAGUGCCUUCCUUCAUCAUGGUGCCCACUUUGGGCAGUCCAGCAGCCAGCCUCUGAUAGCAGGUCGUGAUAUGGCAAGCACCACCUUGCCUGGCUACCCACCCCAUGUUCCCCCAACUGGACAAGGCAGCUACCCAACAUCAACUCUUGCAGGAAUGGUUCCUGGGAGCGAGUUCUCAGGGAACCCCUACAGCCACCCCCAGUACACGACCUACAACGAGGCCUGGCGGUUCAGCAACCCUGCGUUACUAAGUUCCCCUUAUUAUUAUAGUGCCACAUCCCGGGGCUCCGCACCUCCCACUGCUGCCGCUGCCUAUGACCGCCACUAGUUACCAUGGAAACCACAUGAAACUGCAGGGCGACAGCUUAGGCCUCCACAUUGUACCUGUCUGAUCACCUCCCUCCACCCCUGCCAAGGGUGAAGAGACCUUCUCCGUUCCUCCCCACAGUCCAGUUCCUUCCUCUUCGCCGCCAAGGCGCCGGACCAAGCGCUCACCACACGAGACUGAGGCCCCGGUUCCCUGCCCUCCGCCCCGGCCUGCCCCACGCCAGGCUCAGCCCGCGGCCGAGCGGCCUCCCCUGCAGGAGCCCUCCACCGCCCCGCAGACAGCUCUGCCGUGCAAAGUCCUCCUGCCUUCAGACUCCAGGGGGCUGGGAAGCAAUGCAGCUGGCAGCCAUUGCCUUACAGGACCCCCUUCUGGGAGCGGUGAGGGCCAGGGAAACGGGGGAGAGUGCCGCUCGUGAAACACUGUUCCCCAAAGAUAUGCUCUUCUGUGGUGGACUCUUGAGUGUGUGUGACCUGUGAUGCUCACCCUGUUUCCCAGGACAGAGGGAACGGUCUGGCUAGAGCAGAGACGGCAGCACAGAGACCUGGCCCAUCUGGCAAAGAAGAAAGGACCAAGUAAAGAUCUGCGCCCCAUGAGGGGUUCUUUGUGCACCUCAUCCCCACUUUCCAGCACGGAUUCCCCCAGAGUUGGCUGCACCUCACGGGUGGUGACUUUGCAGGCCAGAGCUGGGAGGAACCUCACACAUACACCCGCAAUUUCUGUGACACACAAUCAGCUCAGACAGGAGGAUGGAGCAACAUUUACAAACAAACCGACGAAAUGAAGAAAUAUAUAAAUAGAUAUAUAAAUAUAACUGUGUUUUUAUGCUUUGUCAUGAAGGUCUGUAAAAAGGAACAAAAAAAUCCCCAAUUUUCUAAAAAACCCAAGCAAACAAAACCAACAAAAAAACCAAAAUAAUAAUUAAAAAAUCCUACAAAAAUAAAACUCCAAGUCCCAUCUCUCCCCACCACCUGAAUGGCAGACGAGUUCCUCUGACGUUUGAUGCUCCUCUUUCACUCUAGGGUU